AUGGGACGGCAUGCUUUCGGUAGCAACGUCCGCGAUGCUGCUUGUUAUGUAUUAUGGGCGUUUGCCCGCGCGUACGAGCCCGACGAGCUGAAGACUUUCAUAGAUUCCGUUGCCACGAGUUUGAUGUGUGUUGCAUUAUUCGAUCGCGAAGUGAAUCUGCGUAGAGCUGCGUCGGCAGCAUUUCAAGAAAAUGUGGGUCGUCAAGCAAACUUUCCUGAUGGAAUCGCAUUACUGACUACAGUGGAUUACUUCACCGUGGGCAAUCGUUGGCGUUGUUAUACAAAAGCAUGCUUAGAAGUUGUUCGUUUUCCAAAGUACGCUGAUGCCAUAAUCGAUCACUUAGUGGAGAGCAAGGUGAUUCACUGGGACGAAACAGUUCGCGAACAAGCGGCAAUAGCUCUUGGCCUUCUUGCUCCUCUUCACUCUGAUUACGUGUCGCAUAAACUUGGCAUUCUUCUGGAUGGCUGCAGCUCGUCAAAUCCUAUUCACCGUCAUGGAUAUCUCCUAGCUCUUUCUCAUUGUAUUCAAGGCCUUCUUUCAGCUGGGUUUUCAUGCAGCAAAGAAGUCCUAUCGCCUGCCAUUGAAUUGCCGUGGAAGCUCCGAGCAGAGAGUGAGAAGCUAAAAAUAUCUGGGGGAGAGUUGACUCGUCUCGCCCUGGCAACGUACAUACGCUGCUUAUCCUCAGUGCCAAUAGCUUUGGAUCCUGAAACAAUUUUGACAGCCAAAAAAGAAAACGAGCGUAUUGGUUUGGGCUUGGUAGUGGCUUUCCUCCCUCGACGUUUCAUCAGCUCGCUGUUGGUUGACGCCAUUUGCACCGUAAUUGUAAAACGAAACAGCCUCGACGCCAAGUGGGCUCUCGCCCGACGUAGUGCCGUCGAUGCUCUUGGAGAGAUAUUUGCAAGCCGACCCUGUGCUGAGUGGAUUUCUCCCGUUUUCAAUGCCUUAUUUUGCGCGGUUGAGGAUUACACCACUGACUGUCAUGGAGACAUUGGACGUUUCGUUCGAAUGUCAGCGAUGUGCGUGAUGACGAAAGUGUUGUGCCUUCCCGGGCUUGAGGAUGCAGUGAUACAACAGUAUGCUCAGCGAGUGGUGCAGCAUAUGGUUCAGCAAAGUGUAGGCAAAAUUGGACGAAUACGAGAGACCGCUUGUAAGUGUAUAAAAACAUUGCUGUACUCAAAGAUCACUCGGCAGCAUAUAUCACACGCUGAUGAGCUUUCAGCAAUUUAUCGUGACGAACAGGAUUUCAUCCAGGAUUCCGUUUUUCUAUCCAUAACGCCUCUGUUGUUGUGUGAAGAAUACUAUACUGACCUCAUUUGCGGUCUUGUGAUAUCUGCAGGAGGUGUAAGUGAAGGUACAACGAUGCGAGCUUCCCAAGCAUUAAUGGAGUAUCAACUCUCUACAUCGAAGAACCUCAAGACAAUUGUCUUGGCGUCGACAGUGUGCUGCGUCUACUGCCACAAAUUCUGUCACGUCUACAUGUUCCUCGAGCAAUGUCCUGAUUCUUCGCAAGCUCUCUCACGUCUCCUGGUGCACUUAACAAAGAUUGUGAAUUCUCGCACGGCAUCUCCUUCACGAAUAAAAUGCGCACUGAACUCACUAUGUUCAUUACUUGGCUGCAAUCGUGACAGCCUCACUUGGCGUACAGCAAUGCAGCUGGUUGUGCGAUCUCUGUCGAGCCCAUUGCCUGUCGUCAGACGUGCGGCUGCGGAAGGACUUUAUGAGAAUGUGUGUCUCACUGAAGUCGAUGAUCAGUGGUGCAUUCCAAUUUGUGAAAUGGCGGAUGAUAAGGAGUUGAAUUCGUUGCUAACGGUGCUCAACAGUGUCAUUUUGACCAGAGCGACGAAGGGAGGUGCAAAAAUUGUCGACAUUAAAAAGGAUUAUAAAGAAUUGUGUGGAAAUGAAAUUGACACGCGCAGGUUUGGUUUCGAUAGGUUGGAGACGCUGCUCUAUUCAUUUGGCAACAAGUUCCGCUGUCAGGGAGACAGAUGGUUUGGAGAGACGACGAAAGCUGCUGAAAGCAUUGUGCAGUCAAUGGCAACGGAAAAACCUAAGAAAGGGAAAGUGUCCCGUAGACCAACAUUCGACCGCGGUCCGCGUGGUGGAUUUCGCUCUUCAUUCAAUCGAUCAAACUUCGGCCCACCUCGCGGCUUCUCGUUACCUCAUCACAAUAAUCAACCUGCAAGGCCAUUGAGCACCAGAAAUGAUGCGCAACUUCAUCACAGAAUCCUUUACGUAGAUUUAGCGCCUCCGAUAGCGGCCUUCCUCGUUUUGGUAAUACCCAACAAAGCCGUAAGUUUAGCAACGAUGAACGUCCAACGUCUUCGAAAAUGGGCGGUGGUGGCAGCAGCACGCAGGUUCCUUCUCGUUUCGGAUUUGGAAAUACGUCCUACAAUAUUCCUAGUGAAACCGCGUCUCUCAGAAGUUCGAGUUCAUCGUCAACGGAUGAAAAUAAAUCGCGAGGUGAGUAGCUUUUUA
This is a messenger RNA of Ostertagia ostertagi, 2475 nucleotides long. The record is from the annotation of a GenBank genome assembly. Lineage: Eukaryota; Metazoa; Nematoda; Chromadorea; Rhabditida; Trichostrongylidae.